UUUCAAACAGCUAUAAUCAAGAUGAAUACAUGACCCAUUAUAAAACUACAGACAUAAAAAGUAAAUCUAAAUUGUCAGAAGAAAAAAAAAAUUACUUAACACAACAAGAAAGACUUAGAUAUCAGGACUAUAAGCACCGUCAUGUUGGUAGUAUUUUUGGUGGCAAUCUUUCAGAUCGAUUGUCAGAUAAAUUAAAACAAGAAAAGACGAAACGAUAUCCAUACAAUCGGACAAGUAAAGAUUAUGACAAUAAUAAGAAUGAUGAUAAUUAUUUGGUUAAAGAUCGAGAACUUAAUAGACAACAAAAAAUACAACGUCUUAUUGACAAUGGAACAGAUCAGGAACCAUUCUCACGAGAGAAAGCUGUACUUGGUGAUCGUCGAAUUCAAACAUGGGGAAAAUAUCCAGUACGGAGGAUUGAAAGAAGUCGCACCAAUCCUUUAUCAAAGAAAAAUAUGUUCAAGUACAAUUGGCCAAGUGUAUUUACACGUUUGCAUGGUAUUCAAGAUAAAAUCAUUCAACAUUUUCAAAGUCUUCGAGAAAAUAAGCAAUACAGAUGGGAGCAACGUCUUACUCUAGUACAAGGGGAAAAAAAUAUUCUCGAUUUAAUGAAUAAAAAUCAUUCUAUUAAAAGUUUAAUAGUGACAGCACCUAAUAAGCCUAAAACUAGGUAUGAAAUCCAACCACCUGCUUUGGAUUAUAUUGAGAAUCCACAUCGUAUUAUUGCAGAUAAUUAUUAUCUUAUGAACAUUGAUAUGGUUCGAAAGAUUUUAGGAAGUGCAGCAAAACCAGAAAAACAUGAGCUUGUAGCAGAAGUUCAUUUUCCUCCAAUAAU
This is a messenger RNA of Scutellospora calospora, 835 nucleotides long. NCBI's taxonomy places the organism in Eukaryota, Fungi, Glomeromycota, Glomeromycetes, Diversisporales, Gigasporaceae. The record is from the annotation of a GenBank genome assembly.